AUGCGCCGAGCAAGUCAGACAUCGACACUGGUUCUUGCUGCCAUACAACGACAACGAAAUCAUACAGAUUUAACAGUUAUGAAACGGAUUAUUAUGUUGGUAUCAGUAUUAGUGGUAUUACGGUUCCCGACUAUUGUUAUUAUGACACAUGGAUCUAUUGUUGGGCACAUGUAUCCAUUAGCACACAGAAUAGUUGGCGUUAUUACAUCAAUGUGUUUAAUAUUUAUUGGAAUUUCAACAAUUUAUACAACACCGCAAUUACGAAAACAAAUGCUUAAUCCUGUUUGCAAUCGAAAUAAUCAAGUACGACCUCAAUAA
Molecule: messenger RNA, 318 nt
Organism: Rotaria socialis
Lineage: Eukaryota; Metazoa; Rotifera; Eurotatoria; Philodinida; Philodinidae
Source: the annotation of a GenBank genome assembly